Cyphellophora europaea CBS 101466 is the source of this 1650-nucleotide messenger RNA. RefSeq lists its product as uncharacterized. The transcript is spliced from 5 exons. The record is from RefSeq and is a predicted model, not a curated record. The coding region runs from base 1 to 1650 and encodes 549 amino acids. Gene Ontology annotation, biological process: secondary metabolic process. Gene Ontology annotation, molecular function: CoA-ligase activity. NCBI's taxonomy places the organism in Eukaryota, Fungi, Ascomycota, Eurotiomycetes, Chaetothyriales, Cyphellophoraceae.
AUGCCAUGGCUGCACACCGAGACCUACCCUCUACCAGAAGAGGAUGUUGUGACGUUCGCAUUUGGUGACCCAAGCUAUGAUCUGGACAAGCCGGUGUACCAUGAUCUCGACGAUGAGUCACGGACAUUAUCUUACAACCAAGGGCGAGUCCUGGUGCGGAAGUUGGUGGCUGGCUUCCGUGCCGCUGGGCUCAAGAAGGGCGAUUGCUUUAGCAUUACAGCGUUCAACGAUGUGACAAUGCUUUUCCUCGGUGGUAUCGGCGCCGGUGGCAUCUUUAGCGGAACCAACCCCGCCUACCGCGUCCACGAACUCCGACACCACAUCCGCACCGCCCAAGUCAAGCUCCUCUUCGUCGCGCCCGAGCUACUCGACACAGUCCUCCCUGCUACCGACGCAGAAAACAUCCCCCGCUCCCAAAUCUUCAUCUUCGACCCUCGCAACCAGCAGCCCUGCCCUCCCGGCUUCCGGCCCUGGACCUGGCUCCUCCAACACGGCACCAGCGACUGGGACCGCAUCACCGACCGCCACACACUGGAGCACACGGAGAUCGCCCGCCUCACCACCUCCGGCACGACGGGCCUGCCCAAAACCGCCAUGCAGAGCCACUUCAACGCCACUUCGUACCACACGCUCACCUCGACCAUCGUACGCGACCGCAUCCCCUGGUCCUCGCGCAACCUCUUCCCCUUACCCAUGUUCCACGUCGCCACCGUCCCCGCCGUGCACAUCUCGCCCUUCCGUACCGGCCACCCCUGCUGGAUCAUGCGGCGCUUCGAGCUCGAGCCCUUCCUGGCCGCCAUCCAGCGCCACCAGAUCACCGACCUGGGCAUGGUGCCUCCGCUGGUCAUCGCCAUCAUCAUGAGCCCCCUGUCCAAGAAAUACAGCAUGCGCAGCGUGCGCCGCGUGGCUGCCGGCGCCGCACCACUGGAUGCCGCGUCGCAGAGGCGGCUGCAGGCCCUGUGUCACCCGGACGCAACGUUCACGCAGGUCUGGGGCAUGACGGAGACGACGAGCGCGGUGAGUCUGUUCUACUGGCCGGACAAGGACGAGACGGGGAGCGUGGGAAAUCGCUUUUUGCCAGGGGUGGACGUGAAGCUGAUUGACGACGAGGGCAACGACAUCACAGCCGACAAUGUGCGUGGCGAGUGUUGCGUGAGAGGGCCAACAAUCAUCAGAGGAUACUUCAACAACGAGCAAGCCAACCGCGACUCCUACGACCACGAAGGCUACUUCAAGACCGGCGACAUCCUCUACCGCGACGGCGCGACCAAGCUAUGGUACAUCGUCGACCGCAAAAAGGAACUCAUCAAAGUCCGCGGCUUCCAGGUCGCCCCCCCAGAACUCGAAGGCCUGCUGCUCGACCACCCAGACAUCAUCGACUGCGCCGUCAUCGGCCUCAAGCCCGCAACUCCAAACUCGGACGCCGAACGGCCGCGGGCCUAUAUCGUGCGGCGACCGGGAUCCAACGGCAUCACGGAACGAGAGGUCAAGGACAUUGUGCGGGAGAAUCUGGCGGCGUACAAGCAGUUGACGGGCGGGGUGGUGUUUAGGGACGAGAUUCCCAAGAGCGCGAGUGGGAAGAUUCUGAAAAGGGUGCUGAGGGAGGAGGCGGAGAGGGAGGAGGGGAGGGAGGGGAGGGCAAGGCUGUGA